AUGUCAUCUUUCGCGCCGAACGAUGUACUUUUGGAUAUUGAAAAAUUGGAAACAAUGUUAACCAAUAGUAGCAGCAGUAGUUGUGAUUCGUCAUCGUUUAAUUGUCCAUCGUUGUCGCCAACUUCCCGCUCAUUAACUGCAACCGCACGGUUUACCGGUUCAUCGAAAGUUUAUUUAAGAAAUUUAAAUAAAUUGCUAGCAGAUAUUGAGCAAAAACAGAAGAUUCUAUCAGUGGGAGGCGGAUCAGUACUUAAACGCUUGCGUCCAUUAGAUUCGUCGUCAUCGGCACGGCCAUUGACAUUUACCUCGUUAUUUUCCCGACCUUCAGUUAAAUGUGUGUCCAAUAAUCGAUUGGAGCCUAAAACAAUUUCCUUUGCUCAACUUAUAACACAAAAUUCGUCGUUUUCUAUGGCUUAUUCCAACCAUCAGUCUGAAUAUGGUUGUGCGAGAUUAAACGAAAAGAUGUGGGUUGUUCAUUGCCGAGAACAAUUGACUAAAGCUGUCAAUGACGAAAUAUACGAAUCGGGAAGAGCAGAGAAUGAAGUCGAUUGGAAUCAUAUAUCGAAUUAUCGUCUUGAUAAUAAAUGGUCAUCGAAAGUAUGUCAAAAUGCCUGGAUACAACUUUGUAAUCCUCGAAUAAAUCAAUCGAAAUGGGCAGUUAAAGAAGAACGUCGAUUAAUAUCUAUCGUCGAACGUGAACCAUUAAGUGCUAAUCGGUGGCCAUCGAUUGCAAAGGAAUUAGGAACGGAUCGAAGUGCGUAUCUCUGUGCAAAACGUUAUAUGCAGAUAACCAACGAACAAUAUGCGAAACGACCGUUAGAAUCAACUGAGCGUCAUCAAAUCAUAUCGACAAUUAAAGAUGAUAAGCAAGGACAUUACACGAAAUAUAAUAAACUGGCUUAUGAACUCGGUGAUCGUACACGAGAAUUUAUCUACAAUCAAUGGUUACAUAUUGAUCCAUCAUGUAAACGCGGCCGUUGGUCAGAUGAUGAACAUGCGCAAUUACUAACACGUAUUAAUCAACAAACAGGCACCAUCACAAAUUGGCCGUUAGUUUCAGCUCCUGUUCGAACACGUUCGUCUCGACAAUGUCGAGAACGUGCCCUAGAUGCAUUAAAGACUGGAAAUCGUGCAGUCAAGGAAAAACAUCGUCUAUUCACAGCUGAUGAAGAUCGUCUUCUCCUCGAGCAAUACGCCAUUCAUGGUUCCAAAUGGUCAUUAAUAGCAAAAGAAUUUUCCUCUCGUACUGAUAAUUCUCUACUUGUUCGUUACCGUAUGUUGAUCAAAGCGCAAAAGCAAUGGAAUUGGUUCUGCCAAAUGAAUUCACAAAUGAAAUCUUUUCUUUUAUUUCUUUAUGAUAAUCAAAAUAAUCUUCAUGGUAAAACAGUUAUAGACAAUAUCUACUCAAUUUACGAAAGUGACAUUCGUCAAGAUAUCGAACAGUUUGGAUUUUAUCGACGCGGCCUGCCGUUUCCAUUAACAGACGAAGAAUUUCAAUGGUUCAAUGACAAACCAAAUCUAAUCGAGAAUAUCGCGCAAAUUGUCCUAGAAGAAUUUUCACAGCAACGUUUAUGUUUCCGAAAAUUUAAGGCGGAAAUUAAACCAUGGUUUACCUCAACAACAGAAGGGAACAUAUCCGAUGAUAGUAUUCGACAAAUGCUCUAUCGGACGAUCCCAAACUGUCGAAAGCGUAAAUCAUUAAUGUCGUCAACACCGGAUAAACGAUCAAGAAUCGAUCAUGAUCAUGAUGAUGAAACCAUCGAUUGUAAACAAGAACCUAUAGUUCCUCCAUUGACAUCCAUACUUUCCACAACAUCUCGUCAUAUUUUACGACCGGUACCGAAUCAGUUUUUUACUUCACAAUCGACGACAAAACUAUCUGUGACCAAUAGUAGCACACAUUUUUGUCCAUAUCUCAUUUUAAUUCGUGAGAAUUCAUGA
Molecule: messenger RNA, 1941 nt
Organism: Adineta ricciae
Lineage: Eukaryota; Metazoa; Rotifera; Eurotatoria; Adinetida; Adinetidae
Source: the annotation of a GenBank genome assembly